Messenger RNA from Protopolystoma xenopodis, 522 nucleotides. The record is from the annotation of a GenBank genome assembly. Lineage: Eukaryota; Metazoa; Platyhelminthes; Monogenea; Polystomatidea; Polystomatidae.
AUGUCGAGCCCGAAGACGAGCUCCAGCGGGGCGAACCCGGUCUCACGAUGCGUCCUGAUCGGGGUUGACGGCUCCGAUCAUUCGGACAAGGCGUUGCGCUACUACCUCGACUGGCUCGUGCGACCCAACGACAGCGUCACUCUGUUCUGCGUGAUCGAGCCGCCCUCGUUGCCCGCCUUCAGUAUCACCAGCCUCAGCUCCGUGCCCACUGAGGAGUGGGGCAAAAUCAUGCAGACGCGAGUCCUCGAAUUGGCCAACAUAGAAAACAACAGCCUGGCUGACUGUCUCGCCAAGCGGGUCAACGCCCGUUUCCUCACUCAGGACGCCAGCCAUGUCGGCGAGGCCAUCGUGAAACAGGCCGACAAACAGGCCGCCGACCUCGUCGUGCUGGGCAGUCGAGGUCUGGGCGCGGUGAAACGUACCAUCUUGGGAAGUGUUAGCGACUAUGUGUUGCAUCACAUCGACCGGCCCGUCUGUGUGAUACCACAGGCCAGCUACUCGGCCCGCCGUAGCAACAAAUAG